This is a messenger RNA of Dioscorea cayenensis subsp. rotundata (Guinea yam), 1918 nucleotides long. RefSeq names its product probable inorganic phosphate transporter 1-8. Gene Ontology annotation, biological process: transmembrane transport; phosphate ion transport. Lineage: Eukaryota; Viridiplantae; Streptophyta; Magnoliopsida; Dioscoreales; Dioscoreaceae. The record is from RefSeq and is a predicted model, not a curated record. The transcript has 2 exons. The coding region runs from base 48 to 1748 and encodes 566 amino acids. Gene Ontology annotation, molecular function: phosphate transmembrane transporter activity. Gene Ontology annotation, cellular component: membrane.
AAGGAACUAAUUAACAAGCUAGCCAGAGCAUAUACCAAGGAUCUUCCAUGCUAUAUAUACACACAUUAAGCACCCUCAUCCUUCUCUCCAUUGUAGCAAAACACCAGCCUCUUUCCUCCUUUUCAUUAGAAGAAAUGGCGGGAGACCAACUCCAAGUUCUCAACGCACUUGAUGUGGCCAAGACACAGCUUUACCACUUUACGGCCAUCGUCAUUGCCGGCAUGGGCUUCUUCACCGAUGCUUAUGAUCUCUUUUGCAUCUCACUAGUCACAAAACUCCUCGGUCGUAUUUACUAUUUUGAUCCCACAUCAGCGGACCCGGGGACACUCCCUCCAAACGUGGCCGCAGCUGUAAAUGGUGUUGCCUUUUGCGGGACACUCUCCGGCCAGCUCUUUUUUGGCUGGCUCGGUGAUAAGAUGGGGAGGAAGAAAGUCUACGGUAUGACACUCAUGCUCAUGGUCAUCUGCUCUCUUGCAUCAGGUCUAUCCUUUGGCCACACUGCUAAAGGGACAAUUGCCACCCUCUGUUUUUUCCGGUUCUGGCUUGGUUUUGGUAUCGGUGGUGAUUACCCGCUUUCUGCCACUAUCAUGUCGGAAUAUGCAAACAAGAAAACCCGUGGUGCUUUUAUCGCCGCUGUCUUUGCUAUGCAAGGGUUUGGUAUUCUUGCCGGAGGUAUAGUAUCACUUAUAGUAUCAGCAGCAUUCAAGAACGCAUAUAAAGCACCGGCGUACCAAGAUGACCGGGCCGGCUCCACGGUCUCCCAAGCUGAUUUUGUGUGGCGCAUAAUUCUCAUGGUCGGGGCAGCUCCUGCCUUACUCACUUACUACUGGCGAAUGAAAAUGCCGGAGACAGCAAGGUACACAGCACUCGUGGCAAAGAACGCAAAACAGGCGGCAACAGAUAUGUCGAAGGUCCUCAAUGUUGAUAUCGAAGCCGAGCAAGAGAAAGUUGAGCAAAUUGCAAGCAAUCAAAAGAACAGCUUCGGCCUCUUCUCGAGAGAAUUCCUCAAGCGUCAUGGUCUCCACCUCCUCGGCACCACUACCACUUGGUUCUUCCUUGACAUCGCCUUCUACUCCCAAAACCUCUUCCAAAAAGACAUCUUUAGCGCUAUCAACUGGAUCCCAAAAGCGAAAACAAUGAACGCCAUCCAAGAAGUCUACAAGAUCUCUCGUGCUCAAACUCUUAUCGCCCUUUGCGGUACCGUCCCCGGUUACUGGUUCACCGUCUUCCUCAUUGACAAAAUCGGUCGGUUCAAGAUUCAGCUAAUGGGAUUUGCAAUGAUGACAGUAUUCAUGCUGGCCCUUGCUAUACCUUACCAUCAUUGGACGACACCGGGCAAUCAUUUCGGUUUUGUUGCAAUGUAUGCAUUGACUUUCUUCUUUGCCAACUUCGGUCCUAACAGCACAACCUUCAUUGUUCCAGCUGAGAUUUUUCCUGCUAGGCUCCGAUCGACAUGCCACGGUAUAUCUGCAGCAGCUGGCAAGGCAGGUGCUAUUGUUGGCGCAUUCGGCUUCUUAUAUGCUGCUCAAAGCAAAGAUCCCACGAAAAGAGACAAAGGAUAUCCGGCCGGCAUCGGAAUAAGGAACUCACUCUUCUUGUUGGCAGGAUGCAACUUGUUUGGCCUGCUGUUCACCUUCUUGGUGCCUGAAUCCAAAGGAAAGUCAUUGGAGGAAAUGUCACAGGAGAAUGAAGAAGGUGAUGAAGAUGUGGGGGUUGGAACUAGUAACAAUAGAACUACUCCCAUGUAAUUGUCUGAAUUACUACGUCAGUUUUUAUUGUUAGUAAGUGUUAUGAUUAAUUAUCUUCAAUAUGUACUUGUUUUUACUGAAUUAAUUUUACCUGUUCAAUAUAUCAAGAAGGUAAAUUUCUGUACAUGUGAAGUUGUUGGGGGAGGAGUUAUGGUAUUGGUCCGCAAGAA